GAAGGGAAGGAAACAAAGAGGGUGGUCAUUCAAUGAGAGCCACCACUGCCUUGAGUUCGAUGUGAUCCUUUUUGCUUGUUCAUCUUAAUCUUUUUGAAUCGAUUGUGUGAGAAGAAAAAGAUCAUUUCUUUGACUUGUCGAUCACUGCGCGGGUUUGACAGGGUCAAAAUGACUCCUUGGCCUAUAAAGAGGCCAGCAGACGGUGUUGGCUCUACUCAUUCCAUUCCAACAUCCAAAGCUCCCGGAGGACUUCCCCACUCAUCAUCUUCCUCCUCUUCUUCUUCUUCUUCUUCGUAGAGAGUUUCUGGUAUGGAUCUUCUGACAGAGGAGCAGAUCAGUGAGUUCCAAGAAGCUUUCUGCCUCUUCGACAAAGAUGGAGACGGGUGCAUCACGCUGGAAGAGCUUGGCACGGUCAUCAAAUCAUUGGGUCAGAACCCGAGCGAAGAGGAGUUGCAUGAAAUGAUCCGGGAAGUAGACUCGGACGGCAAUGGAACCAUAGAGUUCGGGGAGUUCUUGAAUCUGAUGUCCAGAAAAGUGAAGGAGACUAAUGUGGAGGAAGAACUGAAGGAAGCAUUCAAGGUCUUCGACAAAGAUCAAAAUGGCUAUAUUUCAGCUAGCGAGCUGAGGAAUGUGAUGAUGAAUCUGGGAGAGAAGUUAACAGACGAGGAGGUGGAUCAGAUGAUCAGAGAGGCCGACCUGGACGGAGAUGGGCAAGUCAAUUACGAGGAAUUCGUGCGAAUGAUGAUGGCUGUCUGAUGCACAUCCGAAUUCACUCCUUGUGUCUCAAGGAACCACAGUCUAUUAACGUUGUUUUGUCGUAGUAGCAAGUCCAGUCCUAUUUAUCGAUUCUUUUCUUCCCAAUUAUGCACCGGACAAGUGAUAUUUUCUUGUGAUCUGAUCGAGAAUCCUUUGCGCGAAGGAGAUGUGUGCCAGAGGAGGUGCUCUCAGAAUCACAAACACAAUUUGCUGAGUUUUAUAUUUGUGAUCAAAGCAGAUGACCACUGCAAGUUUAAUUUGAUGACUACUUCUUCCAACAAAUAGAUGAACUGUGUGUGUGGAGUGAUCAAAAUUGCAUCUCUGUUCUGAUCAACUUUAUCAGAAGCUUUGCUGAUGGCAAUCGACUCUGGCAUCAUUCGAAACGAUGGUGACCGAUCGACAGCGGCCAAGCUCGGAUCAGAACCCGAGACUUGGUGUGCAAGUUGUAGGAAUCUCCACAUCUGCUUGUUUACACCUUUUCUGAGUCGAGUCUCAUGCUGCUUUUAACUUGAAUGGAAAAGUUCCCUUCUUCUUCUU
Molecule: messenger RNA, 1293 nt
Organism: Musa acuminata AAA Group (dessert banana)
Lineage: Eukaryota; Viridiplantae; Streptophyta; Magnoliopsida; Zingiberales; Musaceae
Product: calmodulin-like protein 11
Exons: 4
Coding region: 310-756 (148 amino acids)
Molecular function (GO): calcium ion binding; enzyme regulator activity
Source: RefSeq, a predicted model, not a curated record